CCGGGCCAGGCAAGAUGGCGGCCAUGGAGGCCGAGGCGGCGCUGAUGACCCUAGAGUCGCUGCCCACCGAUCCCCUGCUCCUCAUCUUAUCCUUCUUGGACUAUCGGGACCUAAUCAAUUGUUGCUAUGUCAGUCGAAGACUUAGCCAGCUAUCAAGUCAUGAUCCACUAUGGAGAAGACAUUGCAAAAAAUACUGGCUGAUAUCUGAGGAAGAGAAAACACGGAAGAAUCAGUGUUGGAAAUCUCUCUUCAUAGACACUUACUCUGAUGUAGGAAGAUACAUUGACCAUUAUGCUGCUAUUAAAAAGGCCUGGGAUGACCUCAAGAAGUAUUUGGAGCCCAGGUGUCCUCGGAUGGUUUUAUCUCUGAAAGAGGGCGCUCGCGAGGAAGACCUUGAUGCUGUGGAAGCUCAGAUUGGUUGUAAACUUCCCAAUGACUACCGGUGUUCAUAUCGAAUCCACAACGGGCAGAAGUUAGUGGUUCCUGGGUUGCUGGGAAGUAUGGCACUGUCAAAUCACUAUCGUUCUGAAGAUUUAUUAGAUGUCGAUACAGCUGCUGGGGGAUUCCAGCAGAGACAGGGACUAAAAUAUUGUCUCCCUUUAACUUUCUGCAUACAUACUGGUUUGAGUCAGUACAUAGCAGUCGAAGCUGCAGAGGGCCGAAACAAAAAUGAAGUUUUCUACCAAUGUCCAGACCAGAUGGCUCGGAAUCCAGCUGCUAUCGACAUGUUUAUCAUAGGUGCUACUUUUACUGACUGGUUUACCUCUUAUGUCAACAAUGUUGUAUCGGGUGGCUUCCCCAUCAUCAGAGACCAAAUUUUCAGGUACAUCCAUGAUCCAGAGUGCGUAGCAACCACUGGGGAUAUUACGGUUUCGGUUUCCACGUCGUUUCUGCCAGAACUCAGCUCUGUACACCCACCCCACUUCUUCACAUACCGAAUAAGGAUUGAAAUGUCGAAGGAUGCGCUUCCUGAGAAGGCCUGUCAGUUGGACAGUCGCUACUGGAGGAUCACCAAUGCUAAAGGAGACGUGGAAGAGGUCCAAGGGCCUGGAGUGGUCGGUGAAUUUCCAAUCAUCAGUCCAGGUCGAGUAUAUGAAUACACAAGCUGUACCACAUUCUCCACAACAUCAGGCUAUAUGGAAGGAUAUUAUACCUUUCACUUCCUGUACUUUAAAGACAAGAUCUUUAACGUUGCCAUUCCCCGAUUCCACAUGGCAUGUCCAACAUUCAGGGUGUCUAUAGCCCGAUUGGAAAUGGGUCCUGAUGCAUAUGAAGAGAUGGAAGAGGAGGAGGAGGAGGAGGAGGAGGAAGACGACGAUGAUGAUUCAGCAGAUAUGGAUGAAUCAGAUGAAGAUGAAGAGGAGGAGAGACGGAGGAGGGUCUUUGAUGUUCCCAUUCGCAGACGCCGCUGUUCACGCCUAUUUUAGCGCUUCUGCUGAUGGAAGCACUGGGAUGACUCUAGUCUGUUAAAUAGAUUUC
Messenger RNA from Castor canadensis (American beaver), 1479 nucleotides. NCBI's taxonomy places the organism in Eukaryota, Metazoa, Chordata, Mammalia, Rodentia, Castoridae. The record is from RefSeq and is a predicted model, not a curated record.